Naegleria lovaniensis is the source of this 2661-nucleotide messenger RNA. RefSeq lists its product as uncharacterized. Gene Ontology annotation, biological process: lipid metabolic process. The record is from RefSeq and is a predicted model, not a curated record. Bases 1 to 2661 code for a protein of 886 amino acids. The transcript has a single exon. Lineage: Eukaryota; Heterolobosea; Eutetramitea; Acrasida; Naegleriidae.
AUGGGAGGCGGAGAAGUUUAUGAGAUUCACGCCAUGACUUCCUCAGCAACAACCUCGGAGGGCAUGACUUCUUCUUUCAUUCCAAUUCAUCAAGACACACAACUUGUCAAAUCUUCUCUCACAGUUGUACCAUCGUCUUCUUCUUCAUCACCACUACCACCACCAAAUAACAACAACAUGAUUCGUGAGUAUCCUCAACAAGAUAUUUACAGCAGCACACCACCACCACCACAUUCGAAUGGGAUUUUUCCACCUCCUCCAUCUUACUUAUUCAAUAGCCCACCACAAAAACGUGAAAGCCCACAAGAAGAAGAAGACUCCUCUAUUCUUCAGCACCAUCAUCAACAGGUGAAUGAAAUUUCACUCUCGGACUCCAACUCCCCAUCCUCAUCGUCCUUUCUCUCAUCGGUAGAGGUUUUUUGCAGCACUACUCCACCGAACGCUUCCCCCAUUCACUCAAUCACCACCAACGGUGCAUCACCACAAAAGAAAAAGCCUUUACCGACAACAAUAGGGAUGAUAAGAAAACCGUUGCCACCACGACCCACACAAACAACAACGGAAGUUGGCAUCGUGUUUUCGCAUCCAUCAACGUUGAAUAAUAGUAGUGAUGAUUCUCAUGGACUAGUUUAUGUAAAUAGCCCACCAAAAGUGUCAUAUCUUGAUUAUUCCGACACAAACUCUGUAUAUUCCCAAAAUUCUACAACAAUACCCAGUACCGCAAGUUAUAAUUAUGAGCUUGCAAAUAUUAAUCCCGAACCAAUUUCACAUAUUUUCACCUCUGUUGAUGGUAGUAUGCAUAGAAGCACAUCGCUAGCCGGAAUUCUGACGAACAGAAAACAAAAUAAUCCAAAUUCAUUAACCACGACACAGGAAGACAUUCCUCGAUCACAUAGCCAUGAUAAACUCAGGUCGGACGACUCGGCAAAAAAACAACAGAUUAAUGCAAGCAACAACAACAAUCGAAAAAACAAAAAAAUAUUUUACAACACGGAAUUUUUGGAACGAUGCGGAUUCAGUAACAACUCGAUCGAACAGCAACAGCUUAAACAGUUAAAGCAAGAUGAAAUACAAGAGGAACAAAUACGACAAAUGCACAAUGAGCAAGAACGAAAACUCAAACAAACUGAAAUGGAAGAGCUAGCUCUUGUCAACAGGACUCUGCAGCAGGAGUUCAGUUUUUCUGAAUAUCUAACUUCACAACCAAAAUAUUCGUGGGGUGACUUUUUUACUCACAACAAGAAUGCAUUUAGUUUGAUACGGGCAAUGGCUUCUCAGUGGUCAUGGGGAGAAAUGACUCUUGGUCUUGAAUAUUUUGCAAGAAGUCGAGCUAAAACGAAACGUGACUUUUCAAGUUUUAUGUUAGAAGCUCAAUUAGAGAAAAUUCCUACAUCAGAAAUAGAAAUUUGGAGACAUUAUGCCAGGCUGACGUAUCAAGUAUUUAGAGACUCAAUUGAAGAUAUACCCAGAAACACUAGAUUGGAGCUUCACAAGAUUAUUGCCUAUGAUAGGACACAGCAAGCCAUGAGGCCUGGCUAUUUUCUGUGUGUAGACGAUUUCACCAAAUCUAUUCUUGUAAUUUUCCGAGGAACCAAAUCCUUCAGCGAUAUCUUGACAGACCUUCAUUGCUCCUCCAUUAAGUAUAAAUAUGGUUACUGUCACAAAGGAAUUCUCACAGCAGCAAAAUAUUUUGAUUCCAACAAAUUCAUCAAGGAGGUAGUCAGACGAACAUUAGAUCAUCAUCCUGGAUACAAAUUGCGAUUGUUAGGACAUAGCUUGGGAGGAGGUACAGCUGCCAUUCUGGCUACCAUGUGGAAGAAAGAGUUUCCUGAUAUUCAUUGUUAUGCAUUUGCAUGCCCUCCUGUACUCUCACAAAUACUUUCUGAUGAAUGUGCUGAAUAUGUUACGAGCUUUAUCAAUGGAGACGAUUUUGUGACUCGGCUAUCAAUGACUGCCGUACACGAGCUGCGAAAAGAAGUUCAAAACUAUCCUUGGAAGGAGGAAAUGAUGCGAGAUAUUCAAAACUCAAUGAUUGGGAAAUUUGCUGCAGGCGUAAAGAAUUAUGCUUCUGGGCUUUUUAGCGGCUUAUUCGGCUCAAAGAAACAAGAACAAGAGCAAAUAGAGCAAGCAAUUUUGGAAUCUAAAAAGGAAGCUCAAGAGGAAAAAUAUUUGAACGAAAAAGAGGCACAAGAAGUGAAAAAGGCAUUGGAAGAAUCAAAGAAAAUCUAUUUAUCGCAAUCCAGAGACGAAUUAUCGACAUCAUCUUCGUCACAAGAACUGGCGGAUAGUAAUAUAGGAGUCACAAACGAAGACACACAAAGCUCAGCAUCUGAAGAGCCACUUUCUGCAGUUUCUUCUCAGUCGAGUCUGACUGAUGAAAGUUUUACAAAAAAACGAACGCCCAAAAAGAAGAAGAAAAUCCAACCUCCAGAUUCUCCUCUGAUCAUUAAUGAUUAUGAAAAUCUUGUGGUGACCUUGUUCCCUGCUGGAAAAGUUUAUCAAAUAAGAAAUAUUAACGGAAAAGUAUAUAUUAAGAGAGCCAAACAAGAGGAAAUAUCCACCAUCAUUUUAAGUGACAGUUACAAGGAGGAUCACAGGAUGAUCAACUAUUUAAUCAACUUGGAUGCGUUUAACAUUACCACAGAAAGCACUGUAAUAUAA